Molecule: messenger RNA, 420 nt
Organism: Nematocida ausubeli
Lineage: Eukaryota; Fungi; Microsporidia
Exons: 1
Coding region: 1-420 (139 amino acids)
Source: RefSeq, a predicted model, not a curated record
AUGAGCGAUGCAUGCACAAACUAUCUAAUAAUUAGUAAUUCUUUAAACACACUAGGGAUAUAUAUUCUUCUUAUUGCAUUUAUUUAUAUAGCAGUAGAAUACCUACGGCGUACAGAAGAUCCCCCACUCAGUAAUACUUCUGCAUCUUCGCAUGAAGAAAAUAGCAAUGUAGAAAGCGCGCCAGAUGUAGAAAAAUUAUCUAAUAACAUACUAAAGAUAGAGCUGAUCGAUAUCAUGGAUGGUUUGGAUAAACAAGAUAAUGCAAAGUCGAGCAGCACAGAAGAUGGAGUAAAGCAGAAUGGAAAGAUAAAAAGUACUCAGCUAACACUGAAGAAAUCUAUAGAGCCAUCCUUCGAGACACUAAGCCCCUCUGCUGUGAAAAGGAGAAAAACUUUGGCUGGCAUCAAACUAAACCUAUAG